Molecule: messenger RNA, 4716 nt
Organism: Histoplasma mississippiense
Lineage: Eukaryota; Fungi; Ascomycota; Eurotiomycetes; Onygenales; Ajellomycetaceae
Exons: 2
Coding region: 1-4716 (1571 amino acids)
Biological process (GO): phosphatidylinositol phosphate biosynthetic process; inositol phosphate biosynthetic process
Cellular component (GO): nucleus; cytoplasm
Molecular function (GO): inositol hexakisphosphate kinase activity
Source: RefSeq, a predicted model, not a curated record
AUGUCAACACCUGCUCUCGCUCCCGUUGAUCCCUCGUCCACAACCCUGGUGACACCUGUGCCCGAUUCUUCUCCUGAUUCGAGCUGCCUGCAGUCGACUCCAGCCUCCAAUCCCAGAGCCAGAGCCAAAGCCCCCGGCUGCGGGUCGCUCAGCCAACAGCCUGCCCACGUUGCUGCGCCCAUUGCAUCAGGACCACUCGACACUAAUGCGUCGACGGCACCCCUUACACCUCCACCUGCGCCUGCGCCCGCGGGCCGGUUAAAACCCCUCGAUGCCUCGUUCCCUCUUCACCGGAUACUCGCUGCCUCCCCGUCUUCUCCCUCCUCUAUUUCACCCUGUUCUUACGGGCCCUCUGUAGUCACCCCCGUCACUGCCUCCUCCGCCGCCUCCACCUCCUCCGUCCUUCGAUCCCGGAGCCCCCAGUUGUCCGAGAGGGAAAGCAUCUUUGCCACACAUUAUCUACCCUCAGACAACGAUGUAAAUAGUAUUCCGGCGGAAAGGGCCGUGGGAGGAGCUUCUUUAAUCCGUCCACAGUUGAAGUCCGCUACAGCUGCAGACGGAUAUCAAACGGGAGAGGGAGAAGAAAGAGAAGGACGACGGCCGCUGCCGCUGCCGCUGCCGCUGGCAACACUGCAGACGUCAGCGGACCGCGGAGCAUCAUCUGCGUGGGAUAAGAGUGCUAAUAACAACCCUAACAGUGAUAACGCCAGAAAUAAUUACAAUAAUACCCCUUUGCAGUUUCCCGACCUUCGACAAGAUGGCAAUGCUUCUUCUCUGUCCACUGACUCCGUGCGGAAGGACAGCCUCAAGUCGAUUUCUUCUUCGCAGCCUUCGUUUCCCCUGUACGCUUCUCCCCCGCCACCCUCGCCUCCCCGACUCUCUUCCCCUCCCCUCUUCUCGAUGAUUACCACUCAGCUUCCGCAGCGAACCUGCGGUGUUGUCCCUGGAAGCGGCGCCAAUGAUGCUGGUGGCAGUGGUGCGACCGUCACCACCUCUAAUCAAUCUCACGGAAUUGAUACCUUCCUCCAACGGCCUUCGCCUACCCCUAAUUUCACACCCGCAGAACACCCGCUACGAUCUAUACGGCUUUCCAGAGCAAGAACCUGGGAUUCCCUUGGAGCCGUCUCCUCCAUCCUCCCGGAUUCCUCCAACGCGGGAGCUAGGCAAACACCUGUCAUGACCACAUCAGCUACGGCUACGACGAGUUCUAGCAAAUCGACGCCCUUGAUGGCAACGAAGCCAUUCCUCAGAGAAAAUAAUACCAGUGCCCAAUCAUCAUCCACAACCUCGACGCAGCAACCCGAUCCAUCCCAGUUCCGUCCCAAGUCCCAGUCCCAGUCUCGGUCAGGGGACUACUCCUCUGAUUCUCGUCGAGAUCUUCCCAUCGCCCGCAGCUCGACCAAGGGUCACCCCUCACACCUAGAGACUUCCAUUGAAGCUGAUCUGGCCAACGCAGAGCCGGCUUCUAACGUUCGGAGUCGCAAAUCAAGCCACUACCUAGGUCUGUUCAAGGAGAAUACAAAAUCUCCAGAGCGCAAAAAACGAGAUGAGCGUCUUGUGGAGCGGAGUGUUAGGGAUCAGGAAUGUCAACUCGGUGGUGACGGUGAUUAUUCUGGCGAACGGGGGAGAGUGUUCCCUAGUGAAAACUCCUCCUCUUCAUCACGUUCUCAGGUUAUACUCCUUCCGCCAGACGUAUCAGAGCCUCACCAGUUACAGCGGGAGGAUGACGAGAAUACGCAUGAUGAGGAUGGAGGGAGUGAUGUAUCUGACGCCACUGAUGCCACUCCUACCCAACGCGCCCGCCGAAACCCUCUUCACUCCGAUAUCGUUGAAGAAAAACCCCGGACUGACAGGUGGAGGAAGGUUCCCGUUGACCUCCUGGAAGAAAUAAAGAGCUACGGCGGCUUCGUUCCUCCUUCGACAAACAGCUUGCCCACUACGAUCAUGGACCGUGGGUCAUCAGCCCUUAUUUUUGGACCAGAUUCCACUUUCGGUAGUAAUUCUGUGGGGUCUGACAGUACACAGCAUCUUAGAGGGACAGGUUCAGAUAGUUACGAGGAUGAAGAACGAAUUUCAUCGGCACUCUACUUUCCACACAAACGUGCCGAUGCAGAGGACGUCGAAGUCGAGGUUGAUAUCGAGCAGCUCAACACCCCAGAGGAAGAGGAACCUCCUGAAGAGGAUCUCAAGCGUUCAUCCAUCCAGAAGAGUCAUGACGGUCUCCCAAGUGAGCCAUUCAACCAUGUGGACAUAUCUUUGCGUUCUGAUGGCAGCACUCGACAUUUCCAUGGAGACCUGCCAACGGCCCCCGAGGGCCAGGUUAGCGAGGGGAACGACCGCUCACUGGCUACGAUUUCAGAGUUCGGCCAUGAAUCGACGUCUGAGUCUGAGUUUGGUUCUGCGGACGAAACCGGGCUUUCUGCACGUGAGGAAGAAUCUAGUUUAACUGACGAUGCUGGUACGAUUCCGGCUGCUUCGACAGCGCACCGUAAUCGCUACCCUACGCACCCUAAACGUAAACAUGCUCAUGGGCCUACUGCUCCGCUUGGAGCUGUUGAGCUCAAACCUUAUCGGCAUCAAGUUGGGGGCCAUACCACCGUAUUUAGAUUUUCUCGACGAGCUGUUUGUAAGCAAUUGAAUAAUCGGGAGAAUGAGUUUUACGAGAGAAUUGAGCGUAGACAUCCGGAAAUGUUAAUGUUUCUAGCAAGGUACAUUGGUGUUCUCAAUGUAACAUUCUCAAAAGGCCCAAAGCGACCAAAGAAUAAGACCGAUGAUAUUGCAGUUGAAAACGGAACUGCCCCCUCCACUUCUACGAACAAUGGCGCCGAGAAAGCCUCGCAAGUUUCGAAAAAGACCAAAGACCCAGAAAGUGCGCGGAUCUUUAGCCAAUCGCAGGUUACGGGCGUCAUUCCGAAGGUGAUCCUUGAGAAUAAUAGGCAUAUAAUUCCGUUAGAUCUCUUUACCUCUGCUGGGUCAGCGAAUAGUGGAAAUACUUCUGGCACCCGAAAAACUGCUGGUUAUGACGACGACGAUGAUGACGAUGACGAUGUCGCACGCAAGUCAACAUCAGCAUCAUCCAUUCGUUCGCAUAUUCCAAAACGACAUGGAGCAAGCUGGGGCGCGACAACUGUAAAUACAAAACUACAGGAACAGGUCCUUCGGGAGGUUUUUGCACCGCCUCCAAUCCACCAUCAUCGGCGCCACUCUCGUGGACAUAACUCCUUCUCCAGACUGCGGGCUGAGACCUCGCGAAGACGAAGCCAUAUUUCGAUAGAUUGUCAGUCUUUACAGAGCGACAGUUCCAUGGGUACUGUGCGUGAAGGAUCAGCCCCCCCGCUUCUAAUGAACCGUAACGAAGACAAAAAAGAGGCCAACUUAUCGUCUUCUUCUGCCUCUACAGUUGUGAAUGGGGAUACCCAUGUGCCAGAGAAAUUAUAUAUAGAAGAAGUACACGGUCGACCUAAGCUCGUGGCUCCCAUUGCCUCGCGGAUACGGCGCCGUCAUUCUGGCGGUGGGCUGGAAAGAAAACGAAGUAUGAGCAAUAGUAAACCUGGGGAACUGGUUUAUUUUGAUGACGAUGGAUAUGGUGGGGAUAAGGAAGAUGAAAUCUUGAAGAUGGAACGGGAUAUGCCACCGCGGCCUGCUUCCGUGGAAUCUGUCAUGAACCCCGCCCUUGGUUUUGACCGGGCUUCUUCUGCUGAUCAGCGCAGUGAGACUACUUUGGAGCUAGCCACUUCGCGACAGAACAAAAAUUUUCCCGUCGCUCCGGAAGCUUCCACGGGGGUUCCUGUACGGCUCCCCGUAAACCCCAAAGAAGCACGGACUACACGAGAUGAACGGGUUCAGUUCUUCCUGCUCCUUGAAGACCUUACUGCCGGCAUGAAUAGGCCGUGUGUUCUCGAUCUAAAAAUGGGUACUCGUCAGUAUGGAAUCGAGGCUACUGAGAAGAAGAAGAAAUCUCAGAGACGCAAGUGCCAAACCACGACAUCGCAACAGUUGGGAGUGCGGCUUUGUGGAAUGCAAGUCUGGAAUAUCAAAAAACAAGAUUAUCUUUUCGAGGAUAAGUAUUUCGGGCGUGACCUCAAAGCUGGACGACAGUUCCAGGAUGCACUCACAAGAUUCUUGUAUGAUGGCGUUAGUUACUCAAGUGUCACGAAGAAGAUCCCUAUUAUACUCGACAAACUCGCUCGGUUGGAAAACAUGGUGCGGCGGCUCCCCGGUUACAGGCUGUACGCUAGUAGCCUCUUGAUCCUCUAUGACGCGGAAAAAUCCGCAGAACCAGAAAAGCCUGAUGAUGUCACGACAACAGGCGAUCGUGACUCUGCCGCAAAACAACAAAGAAAGAAGAAACCAGCCACCGAUGACGGAGAGGGGCACAAUAGUUUUGGCCUUCGCGUGAAAAUUGUCGAUUUCGCCAACUGCAUCACGGGCGAAGAUGGUAUACCACCCGACGCGCCCUGUCCGCCCCAUCGCCCUUGUGAUAUUGAUCGGGGAUACCUGCGCGGCCUGCGCUCGCUGCGCAUGUAUUUUCAGCGCAUAUUGAAGGAGAUUAAGGAAGAGGAUUAUGUAGAGAGGGGGGAAGGGGAGGGGAUGACGUUUUCGCAACGAGGUGGGUCGGGGAUGGCAAUUGGGAGAGAGGUUGGGGAUGAUGAGUAUGAUGGAGCAUUUUGGGAGGAAGGGGUUAUGGAUACAGACCCUGGGGAGGUUAGCCUUUAG